This is a messenger RNA of Beta vulgaris subsp. vulgaris (sugar beet), 1332 nucleotides long. RefSeq lists its product as uncharacterized. The transcript is spliced from 3 exons. Lineage: Eukaryota; Viridiplantae; Streptophyta; Magnoliopsida; Caryophyllales; Amaranthaceae. The record is from RefSeq and is a predicted model, not a curated record. The coding region runs from base 1 to 1332 and encodes 443 amino acids.
AUGAAGUUUGAUCUCAAGAAGGCCUAUGAUACAUUGAACUGGCAAUUUCUGCAGCAAAUGAUGGAAGGUGUGGGCUUUCCUGCUGAGUUUGUUCAACUCAUUAUGACCUGUGUGACUACUCCUAGGUUUUCAAUCAUGGUUAAUGGGGCUCUCUCAUACUUGUUUGGUGCCAAGAGGGGUCUAAGACAAGGAGACCCUAUGUCUCCUUUACUAUCCAUUUACACCUUGUUGCAAGGUGUUCAACUGUUUUCUAAUGUCUCUGGAUUGGAGGUUAAUAGAAGUAAGUCUGAGGUGUAUUAUGCUGGGAUCUGUGAGGAGGUUAUUCAGAGAGUAAAGGAGGUUAGUGGUUUUCAAACUGGUAAGAUGCCUUUUAAAUACCUAGGAGUACCUAUUGCUACUAAUAAAUUAAAGGCUAGUGAUUGUCAAUCCAUAAUUGAAAAAAUGGUCACUAGGAUUAAAGUUUGGAGUACCAGGAAUAUGUCGUUUGCUGCUAGAUGUCAGCUUGUUAACAGUGUCUUAAUGAGUCUUCACACCUAUUGGGGUCAACUAUUCCUCAUCCCAAGAAGUGUGCUUAAUGAAGUUAACAGCAUUUGUAGUUGUUUCUUGUGGAGAGGCACUCACAAUGAUACUAGACCUGGCUCUGUAAACUGGGAGAAGCUUUGUAAGCCUAAGACAGCUGGAGGUUUAGGGUUGAGAAGCACUAUUAACUGGAACAUUGCUGCUGUGGGGAAGCUUGCUUGGUGUAUUGCAAAUAAGCAGGAUAAUAUGUGGGUUAAGUGGGUGAAUGAGAUUUAUAUUAAAGAGCAACAGUGGAGUCACUACAUGGCUCCUGCUACAGCAAGUUGGGCUUGGAAAUACAUUUGCCAAGCAAAGAAUGAGAUGAGUGAGAAGCUAGGAGAAGAUCAGUGGCUGCAUGAUGUAAAAUUCAGUAUCAAGAAAUACUACACAGCUCUGAAUGGCUGUGACAUUAGAGUUCCUUGGUGCUCUUAUGUCUGGAACAGAAUGUCUCAGCCUAAACAUAGCAGCCAGUGUAUUGAGAAAGUUAUGAGAUGGCUUGGGGUGUCUUGGAAGGCUAGGAAUGUGCAUCAGAUGUGUAGAUGGAUCAGGGGCAGAUACAAAGGCUCUAGUUUUCAGAAGAGGGUGGUGUUGGCUGCUCUUGCUGCAACUGUCUACACCAUAUGGAGAAUUCGAAAUACAGCUUAUUGGGAUGGAGUUGUGAUGAUGAUUAGUAAGGCUGUUCAGAAUGUUCAAAGCAGUGUGAAAGGAAGAGUUUUGCAGUUAAUGACUGAUAAGGUUAAGGAUAGAGAUCGACUAUGGAUUGAGCAUGUAUAA